AUGGAGAUUGCUCCAUCUAAAGAAGGGAUUCUUGUCUCUCAAAGGAAGUACAUUCUAGAUUUACUCAAUGAAACGGGCAUGCUUGGAUGUAGACCAAUUGAUACCCCUAUGGAUCCCAAUAAGAAGAUGAAGACAAGUGAAGAGAGUGCUCCAGUGGACAAAGGGAGAUAUCAAAGACUAGUGGAAAAAUUGAUAUACCUCUCACAUACUAGACCAAAAAUUGCAUUCUCAAUUAGUGUGAGAAGCAAGAAACAAUCAGUGGUUUCUAGAAGCAGUGCCAAGUCAGAAUAUCGUGCACUUGCUCUAAGUAUAUGUGAGGGAAUGUGGCUUCAGAGACUACUUAGGGAACUUGGAGCCAUCACAGAAAACACCACAAGAAUGCCUUCAGACAGCCAAGCUGUUAUCAGUAUUGCUAAAAAUCCAGUCAUCACGACAGGACAAAACACAUUGAGAUAG
Molecule: messenger RNA, 456 nt
Organism: Ziziphus jujuba (common jujube)
Lineage: Eukaryota; Viridiplantae; Streptophyta; Magnoliopsida; Rosales; Rhamnaceae
Exons: 2
Coding region: 1-456 (151 amino acids)
Source: RefSeq, a predicted model, not a curated record